GCCGGGCGUGCGGAGACGCCGCCGCCGAUCCCGCGCUACUUAAGCGGGGAGGGCGCAGCCCGGCAGCCCCGCGGGGGGAUCCGGUGUGGGGGCGAAAGUGAUCAUAGUAAUAGUCGUCCAUCUAUAAGAGAACGAGAAAAGCAGAGCCGAGAUGCUCCGUCCGUGACCCGCCAGCGGGGUGGGGAGGGGCAGGUUGUGAAUCCGCCAAACACCUGAGAAAUAAAGCACGACCGAACAAUUUCGAGGCGGGCGGGGAAGGGGGGGCGAAAAGUUUGCCGGAGCUCGGGCGUCUCCGGGGGGGCGGGCGCGAUGCCGCCCUGGCUGCUCGGCAGCCUCUGCUGCGUUCUGGCGGCGCGGGCGGCGCUGGGCGGCGGCCCCGCGGGCGAGGAGGAGGAGAAGCUGAUCCGGGUGCUGGUGCUGCUGCCGCGGGACGACGCCUACCUCUUCUCGCUGGGGCGGGUGCGGCCGGCCAUCGAAUACGCGGUGCGGAACCUGCGGGAGAGCGGCGCGGGUUUGCCGCCCGGCUACGCCUUCCAGCUCACCUACGAGGACUCGGCGUGCGGCAACCGCGCCCUGUUCAGCCUGGUGGACAUGGUGGCCCUGCAGCGCCGCCGCCCCGACCUGCUGCUGGGGCCGGUGUGCGAGUACGCGGCGGCGCCGGUGGCGCGGCUGGCCGCGCACUGGGACGUGCCGAUGCUGUCGGCGGGCGCGCUGGCCGCCGGCUUCGGCGCCAAGGGCGGCGAGUACUCGCACCUCACCCGCGUUGCGCCCGCCUACGCCAAGAUGGGAGAGAUGCUGCUGGCCCUUUUCCGACACCACCAGUGGAACCGGGCCACGCUGCUCUACAGCGACAGCAACCCCGAGCGCAGCUGCUACUUCGCCAUGGAGGGCGUCCAUGUGGUCUUCCAGGAGGAGGCUUUCCAUAUGGCCGUGCACAGCUUCGACGAGACCAGCCGGCACCUCGACAUCGACGACGUCGUCCGCGCCCUCCAGACGGGAGAGAGGGUUGUAAUCAUGUGUGCCAGCGGUGACACUAUCAGGAACAUCAUGUUGGCUGCUCAUCGGCAAGGAAUGACCAACGGGGACUAUGCUUUCUUCAAUAUUGAACUCUUCAACAGCUCAUCAUAUGGAAAUGGCUCUUGGAGAAGAGGAGACAAGCAUGACCUUGAAGCCAAGAAAGCAUACUCAUACCUCCAAACUGUCACUCUGCUGAGGACUGUGAAGCCUGAGUUUGAGAAGUUUUCCCUGGAGGUGAAAAGUUCUGUUCAGAAGCAAGGUCUUCAUGAAGAUGACUAUGCAAACAUGUUUGUGGAAGGAUUCCAUGAUGCUAUUCUUCUUUAUGCUCUAGCUUUACAGGAAGUUCUGAAAAUCGGUUUCAGUAAAAAAGAUGGGGAAAAAAUUGUUCAACAAACACGGAACAGAACAUACGAAGGCAUUGCAGGGCAGGUGUCCAUUGAUGCCAAUGGAGACAGAUAUGGGGAUUUCUCUGUGAUUGGAAUGACAGACCCGGAGGCAGGCACACAGGAGGUGAUCGGGGACUACUUUGGAAAGGAGGGGCGGUUUGAAAUUCGACCGAAUGUGAAAUACCCCUGGAACCACGGCAGGCUGCGCCUCGAUGAAAGCCGGGUUUCAGAGCACACGAACAAUACACCAUGCAAAUCAUCAGGUGGUCUAGGAGAAUCAGCAGUUACAGGAAUAGUUGUGGGCGCCUUGCUUGGAGCAGGAUUGCUAAUGGCUUUUUACUUCUUCAGAAAGAAAUACAGAAUAACUAUUGAGAGACGAACUCAACAGGAGGACUGUAACAUGGGGAAACAUCGGCAGUUACGUGAAGACUCCAUUAGAUCUCAUUUUUCUGCUGCAUAAAGAAGAAGAUGAAAAAGAAUCCCAUUCUUCCUAGGGAAAAGAAAGAAUUAGAGAAAAGGACACAACCAAAGACAUCAGUGUAAAAAGAAGUGGCUCUUGAAGAACUCACUCUUUAAGCAGUAAUUUUGUCUUAAUUUCUUUCAGAAGCUCAGGAAUGAUUUACUAAUCAUGUUAUGCCGCAUGGCCUUUCAUCUCAUGAGAAAAGAAAAUUAUGCAGUUUGAUGUUAUAGGAUGUACUUAAUAUGUAAAGACAGUAUUUCCUAAGGCAUAUAUUAAGACUAGCAGAUCUUGGUUUAGUUGAUGGGGAAUGCCUCAUUUUGUUCUCUUUUUUUUUUUUUUUUUUUUUGCCCAGCCUCUACCACCUUUUCCAUAUUUGCAUCUCACCCAUGAGUAUCAAAUAUGGUUUCAGAAGCACAGGUGCUGGUUGCUGUCAAAAGGAAAAAAGGAAAAAAGGGUUUGGGGUAUGUUCCUGCAUCACAGAAUCACUGAUAUUGAUAACAGGGGAUAUGAAAGUUGGUGUACGGGCCUUAGUUCUGGGAGAGAACUGGCACUUGGUUCUAAUUAAUUCCUCUGAGAAAGUCAGGCAGGUGGAAACACACAAACCAUUCUUUCCUUGUUUGUGUGGUGCCACAGUCCAAAGCACUGUUUCUUCCUCUUAGCUGGUGGGACUUAGGAAAAACUCCAGUGAAGAAUGAGGAGUUUCAUAGACGUGAAAUAGUGACAGAGAAGACAAUCAGGUCUCUAGAGAGGACUGAUUAAUUCCUCAGUCUUAUAUGUGCUUUGCCACACUCUUUUCUGUCCACUGCCAUGACUUUUCAGAAGGGCAGAUGUAGUCCUGUCAAGCCUUCUCCUGUUCCUAGUGAAGUCAAUGGCAAAAUCCCAUUAACUUCAGUGAGCACAGGACUGCAUCCAUAACUGUAAAUAUGAAAGUGUUUGUAUAGCUGAUGCAAUUCAAAAGGGGAUUUUUUUUGUGUGUAUAAAAAUGACAUUCCAUGCAACCAUUUUAUUUUUUAGGAUAUUUUUAAUCUUGUAUUUUUCUAUUAAAGUAUCUAUUUUUGCUUUGGUAGGUUUAAAAAUUAAGGAAGAGGAUGUUUUGAAGACAUAUUUUGUAUGAUAGGAGUAAUAUGCAGGGAAAGUCAACAGCUGUAAAUACAUUUUAGAACCAGUAUUCAGGGGAGGAGAAAUGAUUUUGUGGAUGGUAAUAGACUUUCUGCCCAACUUUUUUCUCCAGGCAUGUGCAACAUUCAAAUAGUUGCUUAAACAACACAAAUGCAGUUAUUGAAUUGUCUAUGUGAUGAUCACCCUGAUGCUGUAAAUAAUGCAUUUUUCACAUGUUAAAGAGUCCUAUAGAAGUCAUAGAGAUUUAAAUAUCCAUGUGUGUACAAUUAAACACCCAGGAAUACCUUCUGAAAUCAUGUGUUAAAACCUUAUUUGAGGCUGAUUUCAAUCCUGCUGCCAUCAGUAUCCCCUGGAAAUUUUGCCAUUUAUUUUACCAGGAGCAAAACUGAAUCUGUGUUGAAUUAGCUACUGACAGGUUAUUUUAUACUAGACAAAGGAGAGCUUUGCACUUUCUAGUCAACAAAUGGAAGUGAACCAUGCUUACUGCAAAUGUAGUGAAGAAGAUCCAUAAAAGUAUUGUUAGUGGGGAAACAGACCUAUGACUAUGAUUCUAAGAGUCCAUUAAAUAUUUUGGUUUAUUCUGUUCUGAUUUCAUAAACAGAGCUUUCUGAUCUCAGCAGUUCUAGCCAGACUUGCAAGUUAAUCUCAAAACUGGCUCUGAAGCCUGAUUUCUACAAAACUUCUAGGCCCUGAAAGUCAGUUGGCCAGACUUCCAACUCUGAGAAACCACUUUGGGAUACAUGGGAGUGAAGAGCAAAAACUCACCGUGUCUGCUUUCUGCUGCCUUUUAUUUUUUGUUGGACAUGUUUUUUUUCCCUUAUAUUUCAAUUUGUUCUUAGCAUAUGGAGGGCUCAUCACCUGCCCUUGUGAUGUAUUGUCCCAUGUCCCAGGCAGCCAGAGGGCAAAGCUUCCUGACUGUCAGGGCAGCUGCACUACAGGAAAUUGAUUUCCAGCAUCCCAUUUCCCAGUCUGCCUGUGUGACCUCUACAAAGGUGCUUUAGCCAAAGCAGCACCGAUCAGUGGACACUUUUCUGAAGUAUUCUGCUUAUUUCAUGGCACCAGAAGUAGGCUAGAGCAGUAUUCAUACUUAAAUUAACUUGGGGAGGAAAAAAGACUUCCUGAUCAGUUUCUGGAUUUUUUUUUCCCCAAGCAGUUGAGUUUGUCUAGCCCCUGGGCAUGCUUAAAGUUUGGGAUUUUUUAAAGAUAUUUUUGAUCUACUUCUGGUUUUGCAAAUACGCCUUUCUUUUACCCAUUUGACUACUCUGCCUCAGAAAAAAAGGCAAGGAAGAUUUUUAAAUGUGUAGAGAAGAGGUUAUAAUUUGAAACAUAAGCUCUUUUGGAAAUUGUUUUUGUUGUGACUUGUUUUGCAGUAUGAACUAGUACUCAAACAGGUAGGGUUGGAAUCAAGACAAUUGUGUAGAUGUCCAUUUUUCCUGUGCCAUGCACGGUUGAGUCACACCAGAAGAUGGGAGAUCUGGCUGGGACAGUAAAUUCUCAUGACAGUUUAUUUAUUAUGUCAUUUUAUGAUACCUAUAAAAAAGUAUCGUAAAAGGUCACUUUUUUAAAAGAGUAUUAAUUUUAAUGCUUUAAAACCUUUAUGUAGGGUUUUAAAUCAUGACCUCAGGAGGUGUUCCUGUGAGAUGUCUGUUGGUGGGGUGCUGACCUAGCUUAGCCAAAACUGUGCAUCCCAGCACCUUCCAAGAAAGGUGAACCUUCUUUUGCACCUUAGAGCAUUUUAGAUCAAUGGGCUUUAAUGUUUGCAAAUUGAUGCACACAAAUAUAUGUGUUUUUCCCAUGGAAGUGUGGAGAUCAUUUAAGACAUUUCACAUAAGUAGAUUCCUUCGUAGCAUAAAUAAACUUGCUCUUCUUAGCUGCCUUUCACAGGCCUCUUGCUAAUAGUUCCCAAGUCUUCCAUGGAGCAGAGAUCAGAAGCUGCCUUGAGUUUAGAUUAUUCAGCAGAGAGAUUCUUUACUGGCUAUUGCACUUUUCCUUUCUGGUUCAUCUGCAUUAGCUCAGUGCCACAAUGUUUAGGCUCCGAACUCUGUAAGGGAAUGUCUAAUCAAAAUAAUAAUAAUUGAUCCUCAAAAGAGGUUUCAAAACCUACAUUUUUGGCUUCAACAAAUUGCCCGUAUUACAAACAUACAUCUGUAUUACAGAGAAGCACAAGGAGACCCUUGACUCAGCUCAGCACUUCAGAACACACUUAAAAUAUGCUCAACUUCAGCUUCUAAGUGCUUUACUCACUUGGGACCAAAGGGUAUGAUCCUGGCUGUGGCUGAACCAAAGGGAGAUUUGCCAUGUGCUUGAAUUUAAGAAAGGCUGACUGUGUAGGCCAUAUUUAUUGCUAAUUCUUAAAGUUGUGCCUGUUAAAUUGAAAUUUAACCAGUGGCUUCGUACUCUGUUAAAAUUUGACAAAUUCUGAUAAUUUUGUAUUUAUUAAAAUUACUGAACAAUGGUCAGCUUAAUAUCUGAUUGACCUCAGAAUCCUCUUCCUGAGGGUUCUAUGGACAGUUUUCCUGCCUUUUUACCCUCAUAACUUCAACACCUGGGCUUGUACUGCAAGUGACAAAGAUGAAGAAGAACUUUAAAAAGUAUCUGGUAUUUAGUUUUCUGAAACCCACAGCUUCAGAGUCAGAUGUCUAGGUGCUUUGUCCUGGGACACUGGUAGUUCUGAAAUGUUUGUUUAUGGAAAGUUUGUGUGUUCUGAGUUGUCUGUGACUACUACCAACACCAGUUCCUGCUCUUGUGUGCUUCACUGAAGACCACACCUAGCUGAGCUCUGAAAACAUUCAGUCUUUGCUAAAACUUGUGAUUGAGUGUGAUUGAGAGCACUUUGGAAGAUUGUGACCAGAAUUCAGUUUAUUAAAGAGUUGUAUUAAUUAAUUUCUGAAAAUAAACUAUGUUGAUCUAUUUUCAAUUUGUUUUUAAGCAACGUGCCAUUGCAUUAUUGGAAGUAUUUUGUUGGGGUUUUUCAGUGGAGAGUUAUUAAGGUGUAGCUAAUGCUUUGAAAACAUUUGUGCUGGACAAAAUAAAGAGUGUUCUCCCUGACAAUGUGUUUUACUGGGAAGUUGAUCUCUGAUUAAUUUUUUGGCUUAGAAAUACAAUCACACAUUAAACUGACAAAACCCCCCUCUUACUGAUUCAGUAGAAGUAAAUUCAGGCCCUCAGUGAGUGUCUGCAGGCUUGAAGCAGUUCAGAGUGAGUUUCUCAGCUUUGCAGUAGAACAGGCUGCAUCAGCCUUAGCUGACCUUGGCUCCAGUGAUGUUUUCACCUCAUGAAUGCCAUAAUGCUUCUGGAAAGCCAAGAAUAGACAUCAAAGACAGGAAGCUAAUAGUCCUGGUCAUAAAUUUCUUUGGCAAUUCAGUCCACCUUUUCCGGAGCUCAAGACAGUUCCACAUCCUUCACUGCCCUCCUCUGUGCUUCAGAGUGUAGCCAUGUGGGCAUUUUGGUUCUUUCAGUAAAGCAGUAAAGGUUAUUUUUCCUCGUUUGCUCCAAGAGUCGAGUGAACAGUCUUUAAUUACCCUUUUUUUCCAGUCUUUUGUCUAGGUUCAAAAGUACUUUGAAGACAGCCAUUUUCUAUCAUUUAGUCAGAAAUGCUCCUUCCUCUCCGAGUGUCUUGGCUUUUAUGUGUUGAGCCAUUUCAGACAUGGUUCAUUGCUGAACACUGCUCAGCUGUCAACACAGCUCGUGGUGUCAUCACAGCAUGGCCAUACCAGCCACUAUCAGAGUUAUAGACCUAGAAUUACCUGUUGGGUUUUUUCAUCCUUAUGGUUAUUGCUAUAAAAUGAUGUCAAGUCUAGCAGCCACCUUCCCCACGGCAGGGCACAUGGGAACAGAAAUACCAGUUUCUAAUGGCACAUUAUCUUUUCUGUUCGUUAGCAACAUGCCCUAGUAACUCACCUCACAACAGUGAGCUGUAAAGUGGUAAAUCUCAAAGUGCGUGUUUUGUAGGAGUCAGUUUUAGCCCUUUCUAGAAACAAAGGAACACAGGCGUUGCUCUUGGAAUGUAUUUUUAAGGACAUGCUGGGAAAAGUUCUGCUUUCAGAUAUGUUGUGUGUGUGUCACCUCUCCUCCCUCCCCUUUCCUUCUCGCUGUUGAAAGCACAAAAAGAUUUGCGUGUGUGUGAAAACUUUCAAGUGGAAGAAAUGGAAGAGUUUGCACUGUGCAUAUCCCUGCUUAGAGGCAGAAAUUAAUUCAAAUGGCUUGAGGGCUGAAUUGUUUUCCAUUCUCAGAUACCUUUUAACAUCUGAGCUCUGAGACUGAUGAAAACUGAUUGUUGAAAUUAAAACAAAUAGCUGUUUGUGAGAGACAUCAGACCUGGCUGUCUGCAGGGUCAGCAAGCUGUGCAGCAGACAUUAAUAGUGUCUGUUCUCUUCUAAAGAGUAACAGCAGAAAGCCUGAGCACUGUGCUUUGCUCCAGUGAAGCCUUAAGUUUGUCGUAAAUGCAGCUCCCCCUUUAUGUCAUGCAUAGAGGAAGAAAGGAAAAAGGUUAAUGUUGGACUUUUUAUGGAGCUACUGCUGGUUUUGAUCAAGAAGAUAAGGCUGCCACAGUUUUGAGGCUUUCUCGGGUUAAUGUUUCAUUGUGUCCAGUGUAUCACUAUAGAGACUUUUAUUAUGCUAUUACUUCUCCCAGAAUUUACCUUUUAGAAGGUCCUAACUGACAUACAACAAAUUUACAGCAUAAAAAACUAGCAAAAAGGAGAGGCUUACAGUUCCCUCAAAAUCUCUCACUAAAAUAAUAUUCUGCAUCAAAGACAAAUUACUCUGAAUAAUCUGACACUCUUACAGUUUGUAUGUUAAGCUAUAUUCAGAAAUGUUGGGUGGAUUCAUUAGAUGACGAAUCUUCGAAAGGUUAAAAUUCACUCGGUGUGAACUGUUCCUUGGUGUUUCUGUGACAUGAAUGUUUCUAGAGAACACUUGAGCAAGGAACAAAAAUGUACCAAAAUCGGUAUUAAAAAAAAAAAUAUCUUAUUUUAGGGCUUUCUUUUGUAAUGUCAACUGGUAUGCACAGGGAGCACACAAUUCUGCCCCCUCCAUGCCCCAGCUACAAACAGAGGUUUCACUGCUGUUGUGCAUUAGCAGCAGGCACAGGGAGCACAGCUGCAUUGCUUUCUUCUUGGGGAUGGUCUGGACUUCUCUUUCUCUUGGAAAAGAAUCUUUACUGGGCAGGUCUGAACGUGCUGAGAAAACUUGGAGAGGCAGGAUGAAGGCAAUGGGUAGAAUUUGCUGUGUUUCUUGUGCAUAGGGUGUAACAAUCAAAAACUGACAGGACUCAGGAUAGACAAUAUAAGGAACUUUGUCCCCUUUUUUGCGGUGAUGCUGUUACCUAUUAAUGGAAAAAUACUGGACAAAAGAGAAACCUAGUGCCAGUUGAGCAGAAAACAAAUGGAAAGCUGCAUAGUAUAUUGUACUGAUGUAAGUAGAACUAUCUGCAUAUAAUGUGAUUUUAUUUAUUGUUGUUUUUGUGUAGAGGAGAGUGCAUAUUCAUGACUGUGGAUAUAACCUUUGUUUAUUUGUGUAAUGUAUUUUAUUUCUUCUAUGACUUGGUCAUUUAAAAUAUCUACAUUCAUUGGUGUCCUUUGACUUUUUAUUCUGUGCAUUUUCUUUCACACAUUUUAAAAAUGCAAGAAUAUCACAUAACCUAAAUUGUAACAAAAUGUUUCCAUUAAAGACAUAAUAAUAUCUUA
Messenger RNA from Camarhynchus parvulus, 8669 nucleotides. It is a transcript of the gene NPR3, whose product is annotated as natriuretic peptide receptor 3. The coding region runs from base 310 to 1863 and encodes 517 amino acids. Gene Ontology annotation, molecular function: peptide hormone binding; natriuretic peptide receptor activity. The transcript is spliced from 8 exons. Gene Ontology annotation, biological process: vasodilation; regulation of blood pressure. The record is from RefSeq and is a predicted model, not a curated record. Lineage: Eukaryota; Metazoa; Chordata; Aves; Passeriformes; Thraupidae. Gene Ontology annotation, cellular component: membrane.